Seriola aureovittata is the source of this 1936-nucleotide messenger RNA. RefSeq names its product SH2 domain-containing protein 7-like. The coding region runs from base 137 to 1651 and encodes 504 amino acids. The record is from RefSeq and is a predicted model, not a curated record. NCBI's taxonomy places the organism in Eukaryota, Metazoa, Chordata, Actinopteri, Carangiformes, Carangidae. Gene Ontology annotation, cellular component: cytoplasm. The transcript has 8 exons.
AAGCCCCACUGCUUUCCAAGCAGGUGGAAAAAAGUGUGUAAUUCUAAAUGUCAUCUGUCUAUAUCUCCCAUGUAGGUUCGCACUCCCUCAGAAGACUGGAGAUUAAGACUGAUGAGAGGUUGAGAGAAACAUUUUAAUGUUUGCUGAAAUGACACCAAGCUCACACCACAUACUGUUAACCUCAAGGGAAGGGCUUGAAAGGAAUCGGUGCGCACAGUACGGACAACAGAGACCCACAUCUGAAAACAUCUUUCCAGGGUCAAGGACAAAGAAUCAGAAACAUCCAAAAUCACCCUCCUUUAGGAACUGUCUGAGGUUUUGCUUCAAGGACCGAGCGAGGAUGGAGCAGAGAGAACCGCAGAGGGAUUCUCAUGCUGACUUAACUGAAGGAAGACUCAGGGAACUGGCAUCAAAGUGGUUCAUAGAGACUCAAGUGCCACUCAUUGUCCACAAUGGCUUCUUCCCCACUUGGUUCCUGGGCUUCAUCACCAGAAAGGAUGCUGAAGAAAUACUCAGAGAAAAGGAGCUGGGCUGUUUCCUGAUCCGUCUCAGCGAUAAGGCCAUCGGGUACAUACUGUCCUAUAAAGGUAGGGAUCGGUGUCGACACUUUGUGAUAAACCAAAGUGAAAAAGGUCAGUUUGUAGUCUGUGGAGACAGUGAGGGACAUGACACAAUACCUGAUCUGAUAGAAUACUACAAGACAAGUCCCAUUGAGCCGUUUGGAGAGUACCUGACGUCUUCUUGUUUUGAGGUAAUGAACGAAGAGCUGUAUGAUACCAUCCAGAUCGGCCCUAAAGAAAAACCCGUGCCCACUGUCAGAGCUGCUAAGAACGUGCGAAAACAACAGAUGAACUUGGGCUCAGAGCAGCCACGGACACGCCCACCAAAGACCAACAGGACACUAGAGGAAGUGCCACCUUUGCCUCACAGGAGCAGGCACUUUGAGAGUGCCCCCCUGCAUGACCAGGACAGGGUUUUGUAUGCUCAGCUGAGGAAGCAAUCACCCAGGGAGAUCCCAAGAUCCCAACACAUGCUCCCGUCCCAUUUACCUGGAGAUAAUCCAGGGAGGGCUGAGAGGUCCACUACGCAGGAUCAGAACAUCAAUUGGUGUAGUCCUCCAUCAGGACCAGACUCUGUUUACUCUGAGCUCAGCCUGCUGGACAGCAACAACAGAAGGUCUCUACCAGCGCCAGACAACAGCUCUGAUGGAGAGUACUAUUACAGGCUGAGUGUACUCCCCCCACACACACCUCCAAGACUUUCCCCCAAGCCCAUCAGACAAGCCACUGGCUGUGUCCCCCGGUCUGAGAAGACAGACUCGUACAGCGCACCAGCCAGUCUAGACAACAUGAGUCACAGUGGUGUCUAUCACCUGGCUGGCAGGCCCGGCAGCCCACACACUGCAUCGUCUGAGGCCGGCUCACUGGCUUCAGAGGAGAGUAUUAAUUCAGUGUACGCCAAGGUCCCCAAUGAAGCCCUCUUUAGCCGCUUCUCUCAAGACAAUACAUAUGAGCUGAUUCCUGGGCACGAGGACGCAGCUCAUCCCAAACCCAACAGCAACACUUAUGAGCCUCUGGAGGAUGUCAGACCCAAGUCAUUAAAGAAUGACAAAUGGAAAUGGCUCUUCCCUGAGGUCAAGAGGAAAUGGUGAAGACGUUAACGUACCAGCUACUGAAGGAAAUGUUUACUAGAUUUAAUCUGACACUACUGUGUACUACUAAUAUACACUCUGUGACGACCUCUGUGAAAUACUCAACAUAGACUAACAUGGUCAUAUUCAAAUGUCGUCUUCUGUAUUUUUUGCUUUUUAAUGUAUUUAUUUAAAAAUGAUGAUAUAUUUAAAUGUUUAUUUUCCAAGUGUAAGCCAAUUUGCUAAAUAAAACACAAACUGUAUGCUUAAAUUUCACAAAAUAAUUUAUGUCAUUAAACACAAAUC